GUCAAAGUGCGAGACGGGGCGAGAGAGCAUUGGGCUUCUAUUGCAGAAUUCUCCAAACUUCAGACGAGUAGUGUAGGCUAAUCACUUCAACAAAAGCUAAUUGGAGUCAGGAGUUAGCAAACAUGGAGUCCAGUCAAUGAAACAGAAUUAUGGAUUACCCGAAGAUCGCAGCCGAUGUUUCGCGAAAGAUUUUAUCAUACAGCGAAGAUACAGUAGGAUGGAAAACAGGAAAGACUUCAAAAAAUGUAGUAGUUUCCUGGAAACCGUCUAACGAAUAUUCGGGAAACAUAUAUCGAGGAGAAGGAAUAGUUGAGGGAACCCCAGAAAAAAUCAUCCCGUUUUUGUAUCUACCUGAAUAUAGAACCAAGUGGGACAAGGCACUGCAAUCCUACUCGUUACUAGAACAAAUUGACAAGGACACGGUCAUCUCGCAGAGUCUCACUCACAGCUAUGGAAUGGGUUUAAUCUCUCCGCGGGAAUUCAUUGAUGUGACACAUAUCAAGAAGUAUGACGGGGGAGUCAUAACCACCAACUCGAUAAGUGUAGAAUACCCAACAUGUCCUGUAUCCCCCUCAUACGUUCGCGGCUUUAAUAAUCCCUGCGGAUAUGUUUGUUCUCCUUUGCCUGAGAAUCCAGCCCAGACCCGAUUUGUGGUUUUCAUCCAACCUGAACUCGGAGGAUUACUGCCGCGCUCCGUCGUGGAAUCUGCUCUCCCCAACAAUGUUAUUAACCUGAUCAAUGAUGUCAGGGUGGGAUUAAAAAAGCUUUUAUCCUAAAGAGAAGAUAUAAGCUUUUUCCUCCCCAAGGACUGUACCAUACAGGGUCUGGAAGAUAAACAUCAGGCAGCUAUACAAGCCACGCAACCAAAAGACGGCAUUCCAGAAAUGGCAAAUUUCUACAUUCUUUAUGUAAUCAAGAAAGAGAUUAAGAUGGGUGCAGGUAUUACAGGAUGGCAUUUCACUGCCUACUUCUAAUUUUAUACGGUCCAAUAUAUUUUAAAUAGAUUUAAUGUUUGAUGAUGUCAUUUCCUGCUCCCUUAUGUCAUCAGGGACCCAAACACCAGAAAGCAAAUAUAAAGAAAUUGUAACAAAA
This is a messenger RNA of Spea bombifrons (plains spadefoot toad), 1092 nucleotides long. It is a transcript of the gene STARD6, whose product is annotated as StAR related lipid transfer domain containing 6. The coding region runs from base 150 to 776 and encodes 208 amino acids. Gene Ontology annotation, molecular function: lipid binding. The record is from RefSeq and is a predicted model, not a curated record. NCBI's taxonomy places the organism in Eukaryota, Metazoa, Chordata, Amphibia, Anura, Pelobatidae. The transcript is spliced from 8 exons.